GUAAUAAAGUAGUGCUUGAUAGUUGUAAAAUAGUGAUAAGUGAAUUAACAAAUCAUAAAAUUACUAAUCUGUUGGGUUUUUCAGUAGGCUGGUAUUACUUAACACGUAAAAGCUGGAGAAGCUAGAGCAGUUUACAAAACUUUCGAAAAUGGACCGCAAGGCAGAAUUGGAGCGUAAAAAAGCCAAAUUACAGGCUCUCCGUGAGGAAAAAGAUCGUCGACGUAAAGAAAAGGAGAUGAAAGAUCUUGAGGAAGCAGCAGGUAAAUUGGGACAUCCAGAGAAUAAUACAAGAAGAGAUUUGGAUGAAAUGCUGUCCUCGCUUGGUGUAGCUCCUGUUUCAGAAGUACUUUCCUCCCUAUCUUCAGUGAAUUCGGCAACAUCAGAUCAUUCAACAAAUCAUACUCCGGAUGCUAGUCUUCAGCCUAAUCUGAAUGGACAUAACUAUCGUAAAAAACCGGUUAGUUUGAGUUUAGUAUCUGUACAAGCAACCAAUAUCCCCCCUAAGGAGACGGUUGUAUAUUCAAAACAGACACAAACUACCAGUACUGGAGGGCAUGAACGCGAUGCACAUGCUACGGAUUAUUACGAUGAAUACAAUCUAAACCCUGGUUUAGAGUGGGAGGAUGAGUUUACAGGUGACGAUGAAGAAAACUCGUUGACUCAUAUCGAUCAUGGAUUUCAUUCGAAACUACCGCCUGGUAUUCUUCCACAUGGGCUACCCACCGUUAAGGAGGUGGCACCGGCUAUUACACCUCAAGAGCAGAAAAAGGAGGAAGUUAAAGAAGUCAAAGAACUUUCCGCUGAACAAAAGCAGAUGAUAAUCCUCUCUGAAGAUUUCCAACGAUUUAUUUUAAAAGCUGGGAAAGUAAUGGAGCGUGCCCUAUCUGAAAUGGUUGACAUCUACACAGAUUAUAUUGGAGGGGCUGAUACAGAUGAUAUCAACGAUGAACGUUCUCUUGCUCGUUUGUCAUUGAAUCGAACAUUCUACUGCGACCGGUGGUCAAAAAAUCGUUGUGUUACAUCAUUUGAUUGGUCAAGUCAUCAUCCAGAGCUCAUGGUAGCAUCUUACCACAAUAACGAAGAAUCGCCGAACGAACCAGAUGGCGUAGUAGUGGUGUGGAACACCAAGUUCAAAAAGCAUACCCCUGAAGACGUUUUCCAUUGUCAAAGCGCGGUCAUGUCAACCUGCUUUGCUAAAUUUCAUCCAAAUUUGAUAUUGGGAGGCACCUAUUCUGGGCAGAUUGUGCUCUGGGAUAAUCGAGUACAGAAACGAACACCCAUUCAACGCACACCUCUAAGCACAAAUGCACAUACGCAACCCGUAUAUUGUCUUUCCAUGGUUGGGACGCAAAAUGCGCAUAACGUUAUCUCAAUCAGUUCUGAUGGCAAGUUGUGCUCAUGGAGUUUGGAUAUGCUCUCUCAACCGCAAGAUGUACUUGAACUACAGCAGCGUCAGUCGAAAGCCAUAUCCGUAACUUGCAUGGCAUUCCCUCACAAUGAAGUUAAUAAUUUCGUACUUGGAAGUGAAGAUGGUUACGUUUACUCCGCUUGUCGCCAUGGUAAUCGAUCUGGAAUUGGUGAAACAUACGAGAAACACCUCGGACCGGUAACGGGAAUUUCAGCUCACCAUAAUCAAUCAUCACCUGAUUUCGGGCAUCUAUUUCUAACUUCAUCCAUUGAUUGGACAAUUAAACUAUGGAGCUUGAAAGAGAAUAAACCUAUUUAUUCAUUCGAGGAUAAUUCUGAUUAUGUAACGGAUGUUGCCUGGUCACCGAUUCAUCCGGCACUCUUCGCCGGGAUUGAUGGAAGUGGUCGUCUAGAUUUAUGGAAUCUUAAUCAAGACACUGAAGUACCAACAGCAUCUGUAGUAGUUGAAGGUCAACCAGCACUAAACAGAGUAUCAUGGACACCCUCUGGCCUACAUGUAACAGUAGGUGAUGAAGCUGGUCGGGUUUACGUUUAUGAUGUUGCUGAUAAUUUAGCCACUCCACGGAUGGAUGAAUGGAACAAACUUAACUCGGUGCUGAACGAGCUUAAGAUGAAUCAAAAUGAUGAAUUUGAUGAUCUAGACAAAAAAUCGCCAGUUCCUCAGACUCCAUCGUUAACGUCGCUCACCUCUUCACCACUUAUAUGAAAUUCAAUAAGGCCCUAUUAGAUAAUUAAUAGGGAUCGAUAAAUCUAAUCAAGCAUGAGCAACUAGCUUGAGUCUAUCCAUUUUUUUAAAUGCAACUAAAAAAACAAGUCUGAAAAUACAUACACGUUAAAGAAACCGGCUACGGAUAUGACUUCACCUAUUGUUACGGUAUUUUCAGCUCAUGAUCUUACCAUAAAGAAAGCAGAGCGGUACACAUUUGUCUAUAAUAAACAAAAAAUGCCUGAAUUAUAACUUCAGUAUUAGCUUUUGAUUGUAAACAAAUGUACUAAAAACAAGAUAACUGCAUAAAGAACUUCUCAUGUAACUUAUUACAUUCAACAAGAGAUCAGCAUGUUUUUAAUCGUUCAAAAUAUCGCGG
This is a messenger RNA of Sabethes cyaneus, 2513 nucleotides long. It is a transcript of the gene sw, whose product is annotated as cytoplasmic dynein 1 intermediate chain. Gene Ontology annotation, cellular component: cytoplasmic dynein complex. The transcript is spliced from 10 exons. Gene Ontology annotation, molecular function: dynein light chain binding; dynein heavy chain binding. Gene Ontology annotation, biological process: transport along microtubule. Bases 149 to 2134 code for a protein of 661 amino acids. The record is from RefSeq and is a predicted model, not a curated record. NCBI's taxonomy places the organism in Eukaryota, Metazoa, Arthropoda, Insecta, Diptera, Culicidae.